This is a messenger RNA of Diatraea saccharalis (sugarcane borer), 3516 nucleotides long. The record is from the annotation of a GenBank genome assembly. NCBI's taxonomy places the organism in Eukaryota, Metazoa, Arthropoda, Insecta, Lepidoptera, Crambidae.
AGUCCUUCGUGAGACUGCGCGCAUACCGCCCGCCGCGCCAUCUACCCUCGCACGCGCCAAUGGACUACGAUCGACUACGCGAACUAAUCGCUUUUUAAUAUUUAAACUAAUAUCGACGAUCUGCGAACGAACAUAACGAGCUUCAAAACGAUGACCUUACUGAUAGAAAAUCACAAACUUUUACCGACUUUCGGAAACUAACUUUUGUGGGAGCUGAUCACCGGAUCCGUUGCACACCAUGCAUUAUCGAGGAAAGUCACCCCAUAACCAAUUUAUACACAAGAAACGACUGAAACUUUACCAUUGCAUCCUUUGAAAAGUUUUUACACGUGAUUUAUAAAUCUAUUUACACGGAUUUAGAAAUGGUUUUGAACAUUCGUUUUAUUCUUCAUUGACAUUUUUAAUAUUAAGCGACUUUGACCAAAGAUAAUCUGAACAAACAAUAGUGUUUUAAAUUUAUAAAGUGUGUUUUAGCAAGACUUUAACACUUAGUUAAGUGUGGUAUUAAAGUAGUUAAAUAAUUAAAACUUUAGUGAGUGAUUAAGUGUUAUUAUAAAUAGUGAACCUUUAUUAAGCUACAGAAUUUCAUCUAUCCCUUAUUAAUGGAUGAAGAUGUAUUCACACUUGUGGCCGUUACUAGAAGAAAAAAUAUCCUUCCUAUCUCCUAAAAAAAGCUCAAAAUCCCUCUUAUAAAAAAAAACAUUCCUUCAUCGUCCAUUGACUCUUGCGCAAAAGUGACGCUGCAUAAUAUUACAUUCCACUAUUAAUUAUAAAUUCACAACAAAUUACGUUUUCUUUGAUUUCGAAGAAAAACUUGAGAAAAAAAAGACCGCACGUAUAUUCUUUAGUAGGAAGAACUUAAGACGCGCGUGAACCUCUUCGGAGGGCGCGAGGGGCCGGCGCGAUGCGGUCUCGCCAGGGAUGUACGUAAUAUAUCCUGCGGAUGAAGUAGUUUCCCUGACAUACACAUCGCAUUCGCUGCCCCGGCCCCGGCAGCGGCCAACACUGGACGUCCUUAUCGGGCCGCUGCUUCCCUCGACGUCUGUAGCACAACCCCCGUCCCCGAUCCCUACCUCCUCCCGCAGUUUGCUUACACUCAAAACGGCGCCCCCUGAGCCCCCAGAGCGCGCGCCGGCGUCGCCGACGCCGUCGCUCGAGCGACCCAAUAAACAAAAGACAAAAGGCAAACUAUUCAAGAAACUCGGCCGUCAUGAGGAUAACGAAUUUGGAAAAAUAGUAAGAACCCCUGCUCCUGAUGAAUUCGAAUUACCCGCGCCGCUGCCCACGCCGGCUUUCUCUCGAAAAAAUAUUUUCGAUAGAGAUUUUGAUGCUCUAUUUGAGGUUGCCAAUACACCACAGUUCACUGCAAAAAUUCGCGUAACUACUCCUGAGCCAGAUCGCAGGUCUGAUGUAUCGGCGGCUCAUUUCCCGUCUCCGUCGACGUCCUCCCUUAGCCUACUCCCUCCACGGCCUUACUCCGAACCGACGAGUACCUCACCAUCAGGCCGCUCUUCCUCGUAUUCGACGCCAACACCGCACCAGUCUGCUGAAGGGACGAACUCAAAAUCGAAGAAAGUCAGUUUCUUUCGAAAACUGAGUCGAUCAAAGGAGUCGUCGCCACCACGCGCACGCACUAUGCAGCAACCUUCAAUAGAGAUGGCUCUACGUGAGCUAACCCAUCCAAAUCACAACGAGCAACUCAAGAAUCAACAGCAAGUCACUUUCAAACUCGUCAAAACUGUUGCUGAUUUCACAACACAACUGUCCCAGAUUUACGAACAUCAUUCUUCAGAGCUUCAAGUGCUUGUUGCCAAUUUUAGAAAGCGAAGCAACGAACUAAGAAAGGAAAGAGCUACAUGCCCUUCAUCGCUUUUCCACACUUGGGAGACAUUCCUUCAAGAAGUGGAAGCCGACGUGUUGGGAUACAGUAAUACAGCGACAUCUCUCGAGCGGGUGGUGGUGACACCGCUUAUAGAAAAAACAUUUCACAUGAAAGUUCAAGCGAGGAAACUAUUUGCACACCGUGAAGGUUGCGAGGUCAUACUGGCAAAAGCUGACGAGCAAUUAAAUAAGAGUCGACAAGAAUAUCGGAACGCCUUCUUGAACUAUUGCAAUAACCCGAGCCCCGCUGCACUGGCCACAUACUACGACUCCCACAACAGCUACGUCCAGCAACUGACUGCAACAAAUGCUAUGCUGGACCAGUACCAUAAGCAUACACUGCCUACUAUAUUACAGGAGCUGGAGGAGAUACUGACGGAUGUCACAACGACCGUCAGCGAGGCUAUUUGUCAGAACGGGGAAAUUAUCACCGAAAAGACUACCCACCAACUGCGGAGAUACGAGUCGUUGUGUGCUCAAGCGAGGGCAGUGUCCAGUACUGCUGAUCUGGCUCAUCUUGCAAGAACGCUACUCACAGCACAACCCCCCAUGAGGCCUCCUAAAAGGCCUUUCCUCCCACCGUACCCGCCAGAACCUGAAGAUCCGCCUUUGGAUGUACCUGCGGAAAGUAUGCCACCGGUUCUACGAGGAGAGAUGCUACUUGAUCGUAUGGGCGGACAAGCACGACUGAAUUAUGAACAGCUGAGGAAAGACGCUCAAGAGUUGGAAAUACAAAUCAAGCAGCUCCAGGAUAGCUUAGAUGCUCUAGCGCGCCAUCAAAGUAGAGGCCUUGAAACCAGUGUAUAUAGCAAAGUCAACGAAAUUCAAGAGGAGAUAUCGGUCAAGAAGUAUGACUACAGGGCGACGCAGUUACAUUUGGCUGCAGUUAGAGCUCAAAGAGAGCUGUUCGCUGCCAAGGCAGACAGCGGUGCCGGCGCCGUGGACAGGAAGAUGUCCUCGUCGUCGGCGGGAAGCAUGAAGAAUAAAUGGUUAAAGGCCUUCCGUAGUCUGAAACCGCCCAGCGCUCCGCCUCCUCACGCUGCACCCCCAGACAAGCGGAAUGGUGCAGCCAGAGAAGCGAUGCGUGGUGGAGACUCCGACGCCCAUAACUUUCAAGAAUACACUUAUAAGAAGAUAACGCCCUGUGACAUUUGCUCUCAAGUACUACGAGGGCAUACUCGUCAAGGCCUGAGAUGUCGUUUAUGCAAAAUGAACGUCCAUACCGAUUGCAUGCCACAAGUUGGCAAGUGUCAGACCAAAUCGCGACUUUUGCGUAGACAAAAAAGUACCUCUGAGAUCGAGUCACAUAGGGUUCAAGAAACCGCCUUUGAAGAUGAAAAGUCAGAAGAGACAACGACGCGACCUUUCGGGCAGCCCCUAUGUUUCGUUAAUGAGAACGGUGACCCUCCGCCAUCGAUUCUCAAGUCCACGGCCAGCGUUCGCAAGAAAAAAUGAUUAGCAACAUUUCACUUCACGGGAUUGAAACAAUAAAUCAUGUCGCCUCGUAGGCAUGAGCACUGACUCAGCGCGACAAUAAGGCUAAUCGAACAGCCAUUUUAAUUUGAUCACCCCGAAGCGCCCCGCGUUCUGUGAUAUGUAUAUUGUUACUGUUACAAUAAAAGUGAAAAUAUCAGC